Penaeus vannamei (Pacific white shrimp) is the source of this 1497-nucleotide messenger RNA. The record is from RefSeq and is a predicted model, not a curated record. Lineage: Eukaryota; Metazoa; Arthropoda; Malacostraca; Decapoda; Penaeidae.
AUGCACUUCCAACCAUACCUUCCACGCUCUGAAGACAAACAACAUACCAUCAAUAAGCACAUGCAAUGCCCAAGAACAGACCAGUUACAGCACCUGGCGCAAAAUCAGGCGAAUGUUGACGAGAAGGCUGUGCCCCUUGACCUCCCCGUGGGAACUCUGCGGUGGCAGGGCAGGUUGUCACCAUCCUCCGACAUGCAGUCCCUGGUUCUGGUCCUAACGGCAGCAGUUGCUGUGUCCGCUGCCCCACAGGGGUACAGCCUGCCCACACCACCCGGGCCAGUCGUAAAUCUGGGGAGUUGCGGUAAGGGGCAGGUGCGACACGUGGAUGGCAGAUGCGUGACCCCCCGCGUCAACGAACGCGUUUUCCUGUACAAUGCCCCACCGAACCCAAGACCCAAUACCCCGCCCCCAUACAUCCCAGAACCUAAAGUAGACCGCAACGUGCUGUUCAUCAAACUUGCAGAGAAACAGGUUCAAGAUCCCAUUGUGGUGCCGCCUCCAAGGCAGGACCAGGUGGUGUAUGUCCUGAACAAGCAAUCCGACCAAGGACAGCGUGUAAUCGAAGUGCCCGCUCAUCCCCCCUCGGACCCAGAAGUUUACUUCGUCAACUACGGCGAGGGUGAGAACCCAACUCUUCCCGGAGGAACUAGUCUCCAGAGCGCCCUGACGACCGCCAUCAACGCCGAAGGCCAACGGGAGUGGCAGUUUGUUUCGGAGGCAGCGGAGGCAGCUUCGGAGGCAGCGGAAGUGGCAGCUUCGGAGGCAGCGGAAGUGGCAGCUUCGGAGGCAGAGGAAGUGGCAGCUUCGGUAGCAGCGGAAGUGGCAGCUUCGGAGGCAGCGGAAGUGGCAGCUUCGGAAGCAGCGGAAGUGGCAGCUUCGGAAGGCACGGAAGUGGCAGCUUGGAAGCAGCGGAAGUGGCAGCUUUGCAGCGGAAGUGGCAGCUUCGGUGGCAGCGGAAGUGGCAGCUUUGGAAGCAGCGGAAGUGGCAGCUUCGGUGGCAGCUUUGGAGGGAGCGGAAGUGGCAGUUUCGGAAGCAGUGGUAGUCUCGGAGGCAGCUUCGGAGUUAGCGGCAGUGGCAGCCUUGGAGGCAGUGGCAACUUCGGAGCUAGCGUCAGUGGUAGUCUUGGCAGCAGCGGCAGUGGCUUUGGAAGUGGAAGCGGAUUUGGAAGUGGAAGCAGCUCCCUCGGCAGUGGCAGCAGUUUUGGAAGUGGAAGCAGCUCUUUCGGAGGCGCAAGCGGUAGCAGCGUUGGAGGCAGCAGUGCCUUUGGCAGUGUCAGCAGCGUUGCAGGUGGCAGAAGUGCCCUCGGAAGCAGCAGCACGCUUGGAAGCGGAAGCAGUACCGGAAGUGGCGCCAGCGGUGCCGUUGGCAGCACUUUCGGAAGCAACAGUGACAGCAGCCUUGGAAGCUUCAGCAGCAACUUCGGAAGUGGCAGCAGCGGUUUCGAGACCAGCGGUAGAAGCAGCAGCCUUGGAAGCAGCAGUACCGGGGGCAGCUAA